AGCAUGAGUCCUGCCCACCCUUUUUCUGCCAGCCUGCAGUCUCCACUAGCUCCUCUCCCUCUCUCACCCGCCUGUCCCUCCGGGCUGCUCAGGCGCCACCACUACUGUCCCCAACCCGCCCCGCCAGCCUGAGCAAAGGGCAGCGUGACUCACGGCGGCGGCAGCGCUGCCACCAGCCCACGGCUUGCCCGAGGCAUAUAAAGGCCGCCCGGCGGGCCGCGGCGAUUCCUGCCCGGCCCGAGGCGCGCAGAGCAUGGCCAGGGGCGCGGAGCGAGGUCGCGGGGACGCCGGCUGGGGGCUGCGGGGCGCUCUGGCGGCGGUGGCGCUGCUCUCGGCGCUCAAUGCCGCUGGCACGGUGUUCGCGCUGUGCCAGUGGCGCGGGCUGAGCGCGGCGGUGCGGGCGCUGGAGGCUCAGCAGGGCCGGGAGCAGCGCGAGGACAGCGCCCUGCGCUCCUUCCUGGCCGAGUUGAGUCGCGCUCGGCGCAAGGCGCCGGCUCCUCCCCCGGACCCCGCAAGCGCCGCGCGCAAUAAGCGCAGCCACGGCGGGGAGCCCGCGCCGCACAUCCGCGCAGAGAGCCACGACAUGCUGAUGAUGAUGACCUACUCCAUGGUGCCGAUCCGAGUGAUGGUGGAUCUAUGUAACAGCACCAAGGGCAUCUGCCUGACAGGACCACCUGGCCCACCAGGACCUCCGGGAGUUGGUGGGUUACCAGGACACAAUGGAUCAGAUGGACAGCCUGGUCCCCAGGGCCCAAAAGGAGAAAAAGGAGCAACUGGAAAAAGAGGAAAAAUGGGGCCACCUGGAGCCACAGGAACUCCAGGGGAAAAGGGAGACCCUGGUGAGCUGGGUUUGACUGGAAAUGAGGGCCCACCAGGGCCAAAGGGGGACAAAGGAGACAAAGGGGAUGUGUCCAAUGAUGUGCUCCCCACAGGUGCCAAAGGUGACCAAGGCCCACCUGGCCCGCCUGGCCCACCUGGGCCCCCAGGCCCUCCAGGUCCCCCAGGACCCCCUGGAAGCAGAAGAUCUAAGGGCCUACGGCAGCCAAACAUGUUCAAUGGCCAGUGCCCAGGGGAGACAUGCGCCAUACCAAAUGAUGAUACCUUGGUUGGAAAAGCUGAUGAGAAAGGUGGGGAACACCAUUCUCCACAAGCAGAAUCCAUGAUCGCUUCCAUUGGAAAUCCAACACAAGUACUGAAAGUUAAAGAGACAUUUGGGACUUGGAUAAGAGAGUCUGCUAACAAGAGUGAUGAGCGGAUCUGGGUGACUGAACAUUUCUCAGGCAUCAGGGUGAAGGAAUUCAAAGACCAACCCUCCCUGUUGAAUGGCAGUUACACUCUCGUGCAUCUCCCAUAUUAUUUCCAUGGCUGCGGGCAUGCCGUUCACAACAACUGUCUCUACUACCACAAAGGAGGCUCCAACACCAUAGUGAGAUUUGAAUUUGGCAAAGAAACAUCCCAAACUCUGAAACUUGAAAAUGCCCUGUAUUUUGAUCGAAAAUACCUCUUUGCAAAUUCCAAGACUUACUUCAAUUUAGCUGUGGAUGAAAAGGGUCUUUGGAUUAUCUAUGCUUCAAGUGUGGAUGGCUCAAGCAUUCUUGUCGCCCAGUUGGAUGAGAGGACAUUCUCUGUGGUGCAACACAUUAAUACCACAUACCCCAAGACCAAGGCCGGUAACGCCUUCAUUGCCCAAGGGAUCCUUUAUGUCACGGACACCAAAGAUCUGAGGAUAACAUUUGCCUUUGAUUUGUUAGGAGGGAAACAGAUCAAUGCAAACUUUAAUUUAAGAACUUCCCAGUCUGUUCUUGCCAUGUUAUCCUACAAUAUGAGAGACCAGCAUUUAUAUUCAUGGGAAGAUGGUCAUUUAAUGCUUUAUCCUGUGCGGUUUUUGUCAGCUACAAUAAACCAGUGAUGAGAUGCAUUCUGUU
This is a messenger RNA of Herpailurus yagouaroundi (jaguarundi), 1925 nucleotides long. RefSeq names its product gliomedin (gene GLDN). The coding region runs from base 254 to 1909 and encodes 551 amino acids. Gene Ontology annotation, biological process: signal transduction. Lineage: Eukaryota; Metazoa; Chordata; Mammalia; Carnivora; Felidae. Gene Ontology annotation, cellular component: cell surface. The record is from RefSeq and is a predicted model, not a curated record. The transcript has 10 exons.